CGGGAAACGAACGAAAUGGUUUACGAUCCUGGUAGACAGCAGACAUUAAAUGUGUCUGUGUGUAAUAAAAAUGUGUUGGUGUAUCGAUGAAUCUGAGUCGUCUGCGUGUUAGUGACUAGCUACCAGACUCCACCAGACAAUAUUUAUCUCACAAAAAUGUCAAAAUUGAUAAUAUUUCGAUUGGUAAUCAGCGUUUGUUUGAUUUUAUUGAUUUGUCAAUGUGCGUCGGCGAACAAGUACUCAGCGGAAGCUAAUAAAGCCUCGAAGUCUAAUAAAAAUGGUAAAAAAGUACCAGCAGCUUCUGGUGGGGAAAUUCCAGUUCCAACCUCAAUACGGGAACUGGACAAACCGUACAGAAUGGCCAAACUAAAUUUAUUAUGGACUAAGGCUAAACAUCGUUUGACUGAUCCCAAACUUCAAUCAUUGUUCAGUGAAUUGAAACUUCAUGAAAAAGCAGAAUUGGCUUAUAAACAUUAUCAAGCCGAUGGAAAAGAUAAAGAAGGACUAGAAGAAGCUCGACUUAGGAAAAAGUUGAUUGGUAUUAUGAGUACGUACGGUUUAUUGGAGCACUUUGUCGCCAGUGAGGAUCCCGCAUUACUUAAACACCAUAAACCCCUAAAUGACGGAAGUAACUACGUUGCCAAAGAUGUAUUUGAAGAUAAACGCCUUAACCAGCUGUGGGCUAAAGCUGAGAAAGCUGGAUUCACAGGUGAAGAACUUGAAGCUCUGAAAGAGGAAUUCACUCAUCAUCAAGAAAAAGUUGAUGAAUACAUGAGUCUUUUGAAGGAUGUUGGCGGUCCAGAUCCCGACGCCUAUAAAAAUAGCGUAGACGAGGAACAUGAAACGUGGAACGAAAUUGACCAUAAAGAGGAAGAAUCCAAUGCAGUGCCUCUAAAAAAUGCUGAUUACAUCGCUAAAGCAAACUUACUCAGAGAAAAACACAUGGAAAUAAAAAGCGGAUAUGAUAAUCUUCAUAGAUUGACUGCACAAGGAAAAAAUCAUCAGGAAUUCGUGGAACCGAAGGUUGAGGGCUUAUGGAGAAUUGCAAAACAAGCACAAUUCACCAGAGAUGAACGUGCCUCGUUAAAAGAGGAACUUCAUCAUUACGAAACUAGAUUAUUAAAGUUGCGUCAUCUACACACCGAGGCAGCUCUGGAAGCGGCACGAAAUGGGAAAAAAUACGAUCCCGAUAACUCAACAAAGCACAAUAUAAAGAAACAUGCACGAACUGUUGAAAAAUUACACGCCACUAUCGAGUCCAAAAUUCUCGAACGCCAUGUAGAAUUAUAAUCUUGAAUUUUUAUGUGAUAUUCUAUAAAAAAAUUUUAUUUCAUAUCUAUAACAGAAGUUAAUAAAUAUUUUAAAGUAUUCUACAA
Diachasmimorpha longicaudata is the source of this 1376-nucleotide messenger RNA. RefSeq names its product alpha-2-macroglobulin receptor-associated protein. Bases 157 to 1290 code for a protein of 377 amino acids. The transcript has 7 exons. Gene Ontology annotation, molecular function: heparin binding; low-density lipoprotein particle receptor binding; receptor antagonist activity. NCBI's taxonomy places the organism in Eukaryota, Metazoa, Arthropoda, Insecta, Hymenoptera, Braconidae. Gene Ontology annotation, biological process: regulation of receptor-mediated endocytosis. The record is from RefSeq and is a predicted model, not a curated record. Gene Ontology annotation, cellular component: endomembrane system; endoplasmic reticulum.